Messenger RNA from Cloeon dipterum, 1320 nucleotides. RefSeq names its product ubiquitin-conjugating enzyme E2 S. Bases 199 to 819 code for a protein of 206 amino acids. The record is from RefSeq and is a predicted model, not a curated record. NCBI's taxonomy places the organism in Eukaryota, Metazoa, Arthropoda, Insecta, Ephemeroptera, Baetidae. The transcript is spliced from 5 exons.
GCCAACCACAAAGCCCGGAAUCUCGUUCAUUGCGUCUGCUCGAAUGUCAAUGGUUCCAGUGGCAGCCAUAACAAACCCAGCGUAGUAACGACUUUUAUUAACUAUUUCUGCCUACCAGCGUCAGAUUUUAUGUAAAUCUACGUCUCAAAUUAAUAUCAUUUAGAAGAUUUCCCAUUAGUUUAAUAAUUUUCUGGCAGAAUGUCGGCCAUGUCGUCGGUGUCAAAUGUGGAAAACUUAUCCCCUCAAACCAUCCGAGGUGUGUGGAAAGAACUCUCUAGCUUAGUGAAAGAACCUCCUGAAGGCAUCAAAGUGUACAUGAACGAAGAAGAUGUAACUGAUAUUCACGCCACAAUUGAAGGACCAGCGGGGACACCUUACGCUGGGGGAGUAUUCAAAGUAAAACUAACUCUUGGAAAAGACUUCCCUUCAAGCCCCCCGAAAGCAUUCUUUCUAACAAAAAUUUUCCAUCCAAACGUGGCGUCGAGUGGAGAAAUCUGUGUUAACACCUUGAAGAAAGACUGGAAUCCUGACCUUGGCAUUCAACACAUUUUAUUGACUGUCAAAUGCCUCCUCAUUGUACCCAAUGCCGAAUCUGCCCUCAACGAAGAAGCUGGCAAAUUGCUUCUAGAGCAGUACGAUGACUAUUUUAGGAGGGCUAGGAUGAUCACAGAUAUUCAUGCUCAGAAUACAAAUCUCCUCAAGGACUCUUCGGAUUCAUCAGAGGGACCCCAAGCUAAGAGACAUGCCACUGACAAGAAGCUUUCAGCUGACAAAAAGAAGCUCUUGAAAGACAAGAAACGAACUUUGAAAAGACUAUGACCAGCAAACAAGUUACAAUCCCUAAUCUUCAUCAACCUUUAGCAAACUUUUAGAACUCAUCAAGAUUAGUUGAUCACACUUUCUGAGUUGGAUCUGUCAUUUUCUAUUUUACAUUAAAUCGCAUGUUUCAGUUUAUUGAAAGAGAUGUAUUUUAUGAGAAGUGAUUGUGGAUUCAUUUCACCAAGGAUGAAAUUAACAACUUGAACUGUAAAAUUAAUGAUUUAGCGUGCAUUUAAUCGUUCUCUCCAUACAGCAGGUGACAUGAUUAACUUUCAUUAGUUGCUGAUCGGUCGUCUACUGUGCAAAACUAAUCUUAACCAAAUUAACCCAAUUAAUUGCUGUUUUCAAAAUCAACUUAAAAUUUGCGGUGAAAUGAUGUGCAUAUAAAGUGAUUGAUUUAACUGAACUGGUCAUCAUUGUGUACCUUUGUAAAGCACAUUAUUUGCACACCAAUAUGCAUGAAUUUCCAAAUUAAUAAAUUCCCCUGUGUUUCCUGGAAAA